CUCCGAUUAUUCCAUUUGAAAAGGUAAAUGAUCGAGUCGCCGCUGCUACAGGCAUAUCACUGCGCACAGUGACAAGAAUUAUAGGGGAAAGGAAGAUUGGCCGAAGCUUCAUCAAGUAAAAUUGUUACACCAGGGAAGAACAGGAAAAAAAGGAAAGACAAAAUAUUGAUGGAUGAUUUUGAUAUAGGUGUUUUGCGGCGUAAAAUCCAUGAAUUUUAUACUAUGAAAAAGGAAAUUCCUACAGUGAAUAAAUUAUAUUGUGCUCUUAAGGAAGACAUUGGAUUUAAAGGCAGUCGAGAAAUUCUCAGACAACACAUUAAAAAGAUUGGUUUCCGAUUCAAGAAGUCAAAAAGUAAUAGAAAGGUUUUGAUUGAAAGAAAUGAUAUAUCUGCUUGGCGAGCUAAAUACCUGCAGGUUUUAAAGGACAAUGAUGAGACACAUAAACUUCCAGUUGUGUACUUAGAGACAUACAUUCAGUCUGGUCUAACUUUUGGAAUGUUGAAAUGUUGGCAGAAUGAUGAUGGCACAGAUGGUGUACUGAAUCCUAUAUCUAAAGGGCAAAGGCUUAUAAUAGUCCAUGCUGGCGGUGAGCAAGGCUUUGUGGAGAAUGCCUGCUUGGUGUUUAAAUCACAAACAAAAAGUGGAGAUCAUCAUGAUGACAUGAAUCACUCAAAUUUCAAAAAAUGGGUUACUGAAAAGUUAGCACCCAAUUUAAACCAACCGAGUCUUAUUGUGAUGGAUAAUGCUCCAUAUCACAAUACAAGCAUAAACAAAGCACCUAACACAAAUUCAAGAAAGGGAGUAAUACAGGAAUGGUUAUCAAGAAAUCAUAUUGAAUAUUCACCACAAUAUACAAUACCACAAUUAUUGGAAAUUGUAAAAAGAAAUAAGCCGGAACCUGUUUAUGCUAUUGACGCCAUUUUAAAAGGAUUAGGCCACAAGGUAUUGCGUUUACCUCCAUAUCAUUGUGAUCUCAACCCCAUUGAAAUGGUCUGGGCUUCAAUGAAACGCAAAGUGGCUAUGGUGAACAUUAGGAAACUGGCUAAUGAAAUGCCAAGUAUGGACAAGUUCAGAGUCAAGUAAUCUUAGGACAAGCGUCGUCCACACAGCAUUUACUGCCUACAAUAAUACAGCAAGACUGUUCAGGUAAAUAAUUUUUAAAACUUAUUUACUUAGUUACUUUAUUUACUUAGAUUUUUGUAAUGGCCCAUCAUUUAUUUUGUAGUAUGUGAGUCAGCAAAGUUAGGGAGUAGCACACCUGAUGAUGGCGGGCUUUGAUGUAAUAUUACAACACACAUAAGAAAUUAGAAAGGUCUUUAUUUAACAAACAUUAACCAUAAAUGUGACAGUAAUUUUAUAACAGCAGAUUAAUGCAUGACAUGACAUAAGACUAUUUAGCCAAAUGUCUUUUUGGAUGAAGGCUGCAUUGGUACCUGAUAGGAUUGAGAAUAGCUAAUGUCCGUGUGGGAAUUAAAUUUUGAAUAUAUUUUUAUUCA
This is a messenger RNA of Leptidea sinapis, 1496 nucleotides long. RefSeq lists its product as uncharacterized. Lineage: Eukaryota; Metazoa; Arthropoda; Insecta; Lepidoptera; Pieridae. The transcript has 6 exons. Gene Ontology annotation, molecular function: nucleic acid binding. The coding region runs from base 169 to 1083 and encodes 304 amino acids. The record is from RefSeq and is a predicted model, not a curated record.